AUGACGGAGGCGCCCGGCCGUGUCACUUGGGAGCCCCCGCCGUUGAGAGAGGAAAGCCCGUCUGAGUCUGAGAACGAGGGGGACACCCACUUGGCGCUCUCAGCUGCCAGCGCCUUGAUUCAUGACAAUGAGGUGCUCGCAGAGCAGCUCGGCGCCUCGGAUGCGGCGCUCUCGGCGGUGCUCGCCGAGGUCCAGAGCCUACGCGCCCAGGCAGCACAGCUCCCCAUGGCUCAGAAUCAGACCAAGCAGCUCAUUGCCUGCCUCUCCGAUGCUUCCGAGCAGCGGGAGGAACUGCUACGGCAGCGGGCGCGCAAAAGCACAAGGAUUGCAGAACUGGUGUCCAUCAUGCACGACUCCUUGGAAUGUUUCGCAGAUCUGCAGCGAGAAGCUUUGGUGGAGGCCAUGGCCACGGAAAAUCAUGCGCUCUGGCGCAUGGUCAAGAUGGCUCAGACGGCAGCCAGCACACCGGUCCGCCCUCCCCCAGUGAUUCGAUGGCCCUUCAUCUCCCGGAGAACGGGGCGGGAGGAGGCAUGUCGGCGGCCGCCGAAAGAGGAGGUGCCCCGCAAUGCUCAGAGUGCCCCACGCGCUGGCGCUGAGCAAGAGCCAGCAGCACCAGCAGUGCCAGCAGCGCCCGUGUUGAAAAUGACGCCCAGCGAAGGUGGGGCAGCGCUGGAGAAGAGUGAAAGGCUUCAAACUGCUCUACUCGCAGCAGAGGAUCUAGAUGAUUCAGACGCAGGUGCUUCUGUGUCCACAGUUGAGGAGCCAGAGAAGCCGACGCAAAUCAUCGAUGAGGUAUGA
Molecule: messenger RNA, 798 nt
Organism: Durusdinium trenchii
Lineage: Eukaryota; Dinophyceae; Suessiales; Symbiodiniaceae
Source: the annotation of a GenBank genome assembly